Molecule: messenger RNA, 2470 nt
Organism: Guyanagaster necrorhizus
Lineage: Eukaryota; Fungi; Basidiomycota; Agaricomycetes; Agaricales; Physalacriaceae
Product: aconitate hydratase
Exons: 18
Coding region: 61-2415 (784 amino acids)
Biological process (GO): tricarboxylic acid cycle
Cellular component (GO): mitochondrion; cytosol
Molecular function (GO): aconitate hydratase activity; 4 iron, 4 sulfur cluster binding
Source: RefSeq, a predicted model, not a curated record
UUUUCCCUUCCGUGAUUGGUUCCCAAACUCUCGACUGUUUGUUGCGGCGAUCCGCAAAUCAUGUUUCGGGGCGCUGCAGCUCGUAGAUUGUUUGCGACACAAGCUACCGUAGCGGAGAAGGACUGCGCUUCCAUCGCGCCUCCAUAUCAAUUACUGCUUCAAAAACUAGGAUAUGCACGAAAUGCUCUUAGGCGCCCACUUACCCUCGCAGAAAAAAUCCUCUACAGCCAUCUCAGUAACCCUCAUAAUGCGUUUCGGAAUGGGCUGACUAGAGGGGAGACUUACCUGCAACUCAAUCCCCAGAGGGUCGCUAUGCAAGAUGCUUCAGCACAAAUGGCCUUGCUUCAGUUUAUGAGCGCUGGACUCUCUCGGACCGCCGUGCCUACUAGUAUUCACUGUGAUCAUCUCAUUCAAGCAUCGCAGGGUGCCAAGUUUGAUUUAGAGCGCUCUGUAGAGUCAAAUAAAGAAGUAUUCGAUUUCUUGGAGAGUGCUGCUCGCAAGUACGGUAUCGAAUUUUGGAAACCGGGUUCUGGGAUCAUUCAUCAAAUUGUUUUGGAGAACUACGCCGCACCGGGGAUGCUUAUGUUGGGAACAGACUCGCACACACCUAAUGCCGGUGGUCUGGGGUUAUUAGCUAUUGGUGUCGGUGGUGCGGAUGCGGUCGAUGCCAUGACGGGUACCCCGUGGGAGCUCAAAGCACCCCAGAUAGUUGGUGUACACUUAACCGGAAAGCUUAACGGUUGGACUACCCCCAAGGACUUGAUUCUUCACAUUGCUGGGAAGCUUUCUGUGCGCGGAGGCACUGGAAGGAUCCUGGAAUACUUCGGUCCUGGGGUCUUCAGCCAGUCGUGUACUGGUUUGGCUACUAUCGCUAAUAUGGGGGCUGAGGUGGGUGCUACAACGUCCACUUUCCCGUAUACACCAAAUAUGCGCGUCUAUCUCAAUGCAACCGGUCGUUCACCUGUCGCUAAAGCUGCCGACGAAGUGGCUGCGCAAUAUCUGUGUGCUGAUGAGGGAGCAGAGUACGACGAGGUCAUCUCAAUUAAUUUGUCAGAUUUAGAGCCCACUAUCAAUGGACCUUUCACGCCUGAUCUUGCUACACCCAUAUCGAAAUUCGGGUCUUUCGUGAAAGAACAGGGAUGGAAAGAUGAACUCUCGGCGGGUCUUAUUGGUUCAUGCACGAACAGCUCAUACGAAGAUAUGACGGGCGUCGCGGAUCUUGCUCGGCAAGCUAAGAAAGCAGGCCUAACCACCAAGGUUCCUUUUCUCUGUACACCAGGAUCCGAGCAAAUACGUGCGACUAUUGAACGUGACGGAGUGACUUCAACUCUGCAAGAUGUCGGUGCUGUCGUCCUUGCAAACGCAUGUGGGCCCUGCAUUGGUCAAUGGGCACGAAAUGAUAAAAAGGACGAAGAGAACGCAAUUUUGACGAGCUUCAACAGGAAUUUCAAGUCGCGUAACGAUGGUAAUCGACUAACCAUGAACUUCCUCGCAUCGCCCACCAUCGUUACUGCUAUGGCCUUUUCUGGAAAGCUAUCGUUCAACCCUUUGACAGAUUCUUUACCUCUGCCUUCAGGCGAAUCGUUCAAAUUUGAGCCUCCUGUUGGCCGAGAUCUGCCUGCUAACGGAUUCACCCCGGGUGACCUAAGUUUCUAUCCUUCGCCUAUUCCUGAACCACACCCUGAAACUGAAGUGGUGAUCAGUAAGGAUUCACAGCGUUUGGAGUUACUUGAGCCCUUUGCGAGCUAUUUUGGGGAAAAUACAUUGAAUUCGCGGGGUCUAGAGCUCCCGUCGCUGAGAGUCCUGAUGAGGGUUCGGGGGAAAUGUACAACUGACCACAUUUCGGCUGCUGGACCUUGGUUGAAAUACAAAGGGCAUCUGACUAAUAUAUCAGAAAAUCUUCUGAUAACUGCCGUCAACGAUGAAGGCGGAGAUGUAAACGUGGCAUUUGAUUAUGACCAUGCACCUACCGAACCAGCGACCGACACCAUUCCUGGCGUUGCUAAGCGGUUUAAAGCCAGGAAUCAACCAUGGGCGCUCGUCGUCGAUGACAACUAUGGAGAAGGUAGCGCGCGGGAGCAUGCUGCUCUUCAACCACGCUUCUACGGAUGUGCAAUGAUUAUCGCUAGGUCGUUCGCCCGUAUUCACGAAACGAAUCUGAAGAAACAAGGUGUCUUGCCUCUGUGGUUCGCCGACAAGGCGGACUACUCCCGUAUAGGGUCUGGUGAUGUUGUCGAGACCAUUGACCUGACGGAUCUUCUGCAAGGAGGGACUAGAAGCACCGUAGAAAUCAAGGUCACCCCACGGAUUGGUGAACCGUUCACGUUGUUAACUAGACAUACCAUGUCGGUAGAUCAACUCAAGUGGCUCCGAGCCGGGUCUGCUCUGAACCAUAUUCGUUCUGUGACGGUCUAACACAGAAAAAGUAUUAUAGUUACAGAAAUAAUAAUGAUACAAUAAACAUGAAAUA